Corvus hawaiiensis (hawaiian crow) is the source of this 1854-nucleotide messenger RNA. RefSeq names its product coactivator associated arginine methyltransferase 1 (gene CARM1). The record is from RefSeq and is a predicted model, not a curated record. Gene Ontology annotation, biological process: peptidyl-arginine methylation. Lineage: Eukaryota; Metazoa; Chordata; Aves; Passeriformes; Corvidae. Gene Ontology annotation, molecular function: protein-arginine N-methyltransferase activity.
GGUGGGCGGGGCGCGGCGCGGUCCAAGAUGGCCGCGGUGUCGGUGUUCCCCGGCGUGCGGCUCCUCACGGUCGGGGACGCGAACGGGGAGAUCCAGCGGCACCAGGAGCAGCAGCCGCUGCGCCUCGAGGUCCGCACCGGCCCCGACAGCGCCGCCAUCGCCCUCUACGGCCAUGAGGACGUCUGCGUGUUCAAGUGCUCCGUGUCCCGCGAGACCGAGUGCAGCCGGGUGGGCAAACAAUCCUUCAUCAUCACCCUGGGCUGCAACAGCGUCCUGCUGCAGUUCGGGACCCCCAACGAUUUCUGCUCCUUUUACAACAUCCUGAAGAACUGCCGGGGCCACAACACGGAGCGCUCGGUGUUCAGCGAGCGCACGGAGGAGUCCUCGGCCGUGCAGUACUUCCAGUUCUACGGGUACCUGUCCCAGCAGCAGAACAUGAUGCAGGACUAUGUGCGCACGGGGACGUACCAGCGGGCGAUCCUGCAGAACCACAGCGACUUCAAGGACAAGAUCGUCCUGGACGUGGGCUGCGGCUCCGGGAUCCUCUCCUUCUUCGCGGCGCAGGCUGGGGCGCGGAAAAUCUACGCGGUGGAAGCCAGCACCAUGGCCCAGCACGCCGAGGUGCUGGUGAAGAGCAACAACCUGACGGAGCGGAUCGUGGUGAUCCCGGGCAAGGUGGAGGAGGUGUCGCUGCCGGAGCAGGUGGACAUCAUCAUCUCGGAGCCCAUGGGCUACAUGCUCUUCAACGAGCGCAUGCUCGAGAGCUACCUGCACGCCAAGAAGUACCUGAAGCCCAGUGGGAAUAUGUUCCCCACCAUCGGGGAUGUGCACCUGGCGCCCUUCACGGACGAGCAGCUCUACAUGGAGCAGUUCACCAAGGCCAACUUCUGGUACCAGCCCUCCUUCCACGGCGUCGACCUCUCGGCGCUGCGUGGGGCCGCCGUGGACGAGUACUUCAGGCAGCCCGUGGUGGACACCUUCGACAUCCGGAUCUUAAUGGCCAAAUCCGUCAAAUACACCGUGAACUUCUUGGAAGCCAAGGAGGGCGACUUGCACAGGAUAGAAAUCCCCUUCAAGUUCCACAUGCUGCACUCGGGGCUGGUGCACGGCCUGGCCUUCUGGUUCGACGUGGCCUUCAUCGGCUCCAUAAUGACCGUGUGGCUCUCGACGGCGCCCACGGAGCCGCUGACCCACUGGUACCAGGUGAGGUGCCUGUUCCAGUCCCCGCUCUUCGCCAAGGCCGGGGACACCCUCUCAGGGACCUGUCUGCUCAUCGCCAACAAGAGACAGAGCUACGACAUCAGCAUCGUGGCCCAGGUGGACCAGACAGGCUCCAAGUCCUCCAACCUCCUCGACCUGAAAAAUCCCUUCUUCAGGUACACGGGCACGACCCCCUCGCCCCCCCCCGGCUCCCACUACACGUCGCCGUCGGAGAACAUGUGGAACACGGGCAGCACCUACAACAUGAGCACGGGAAUGGCCGUGGCCGGGAUGCCGGCGGCUUACGACCUGAGCAGCGUCAUCGCCGGCGGCUCCAACGUGGGCCACAACAACCUGAUCCCUUUGGCCAACACCGGCAUCGUCAACCACACCCACUCCAGGAUGGGCUCCAUCAUGAGCACGGGAAUCGUGCAAGGCUCGUCCAGUGGCCAGAGCGGCGCCGGCUCCAGCACCCACUACCCCCUGAACAGCCAGUUCACCAUGGGGGGCCCCCCCAUCUCCAUGGCCUCCCCCAUGUCCAUCACCACCAACACGAUGCACUACGGCAGCUAAAGGCCCCCCCCGCUCCCAAAAAUCCAGGAAAAAACCAAAAUCGGGGGCCCCCCCCCAGCCCCAGGGGGCCCCUCCUGCCCC